Molecule: messenger RNA, 6308 nt
Organism: Lutra lutra (Eurasian river otter)
Lineage: Eukaryota; Metazoa; Chordata; Mammalia; Carnivora; Mustelidae
Gene: COL5A2
Product: collagen type V alpha 2 chain
Exons: 54
Coding region: 274-4770 (1498 amino acids)
Biological process (GO): skin development
Cellular component (GO): collagen type V trimer
Molecular function (GO): extracellular matrix structural constituent; protein binding
Source: RefSeq, a predicted model, not a curated record
CAAUCAGACCGUUGCUUGGCAGACACUGGAUAGUUAUGAGCCUGAACAAGCUGAAAAGGGGCAGGAAGAGAAGUGGAGGCUGCAUUCUUCCUAUUUAAAGCUGCAUCGCUUGAAAAAAGUUUUCUCAGACUGUGCUGGAGCUGGUGCUGGGAAGGGGUUUGCAGAGGCUGCCCCGCCAGAGCUGAGAGAGCCGAGGCCGGCUUCAUGGUGCUCCCAGAACCUUAGAUCACUUCUCGCUCCCAGGAGGACCUGCAUGCCUAGCACUUCGACGAGAUGGCACACCGGCUGCAAGCAACCCCUCUCCUCCUUCUGACUGUUUUAUUAGGGCGGCUUGUCUCAGCGAGAGCCCAGGACGAAGGCGAGGACGAAGGAUACGGUGAAGAAAUAGCCUGCACUCAGAAUGGUCAGAUGUACUUAAACAGAGACAUUUGGAAACCUGCCCCUUGCCAGAUCUGUGUCUGUGACAAUGGAGCCAUUCUCUGUGACAAGAUACAGUGCCAGGAGGUACUUGAAUGUGCUGACCCCGUAACUCCCCCCGGAGAAUGCUGUCCCGUCUGCCCACACACAGCCGGAGCUGGCAACAGCAAUUUCGGUAGAGGAAGAAAGGGACAAAAAGGAGAACCAGGAUUGGUGCCUGUUGUUACAGGCAUACGUGGGCGUCCAGGACCAGCAGGACCUCCAGGAUCACAAGGACCAAGAGGAGAGAGGGGCCCAAAAGGAAAACCUGGUCCUCGCGGUCCUCAGGGAAUCGAUGGAGAACCAGGUGUUCCUGGUCAACCUGGUGCCCCAGGGCCUCCGGGACAUCCAUCCCACCCAGGACCUGACGGCAUGAGCAGGCCAUUUUCAGCUCAGAUGGCCGGCUUAGACGAGAAGUCCGGACUGGGGAGUCAAGUGGGACUCAUGCCUGGCUCUGUGGGUCCUGUCGGUCCAAGGGGACCUCAAGGCUUACAAGGGCAGCAAGGCGGCGUUGGGCCUACAGGACCUCCUGGAGAGCCUGGUGAACCGGGACCCAUGGGUCCGAUAGGAUCACGCGGACCAGAGGGCCCUCCUGGAAAACCUGGGGAAGAUGGUGAACCUGGUAGAAAUGGAAAUCCCGGUGAAGUGGGGUUUGCGGGAUCUCCGGGAGCGCGAGGAUUUCCUGGGGCUCCUGGUCUUCCAGGCCUGAAGGGUCACCGAGGACACAAAGGUCUUGAAGGCCCUAAAGGUGAAGUUGGAGCAACUGGUUCCAAAGGCGAAGCUGGCCCUACUGGUCCAAUGGGUGCCAUGGGUCCAAUGGGUCCGAGGGGAAUGCCAGGAGAAAGAGGGAGGCUUGGGCCACAAGGGGCUCCUGGACAACGAGGUACACACGGUAUGCCUGGGAAGCCUGGGCCAAUGGGUCCUCUUGGGAUACCUGGAUCGUCUGGUUUUCCGGGAAAUCCUGGGAUGAAGGGAGAAGCAGGUCCCACUGGAGCAAGAGGCCCCGAAGGUCCCCAGGGGCAAAGAGGUGAAACUGGGCCACCAGGUCCAGUCGGCUCUCAAGGUCUUCCCGGCGUGGUAGGAACUGAUGGGACACCUGGUGCCAAAGGCCCAACGGGCUCUCCAGGCACCUCUGGUCCUCCUGGCUUAUCAGGGCCCCCCGGAUCUCCAGGACCUCAGGGUAGCACGGGACCUCCAGGAAUUCGAGGCCAGCCGGGUGAUCCAGGAGUUCCAGGUUUCAAAGGAGAAGCUGGCCCAAAAGGCGAACCAGGGCCGCAUGGUAUUCAGGGUCCAAUAGGCCCAGCUGGUGAAGAAGGGAAAAGAGGUCCCCGAGGUGACCCCGGAACAGUCGGUCCUCCAGGCCCAAUGGGAGAAAGGGGUGCUCCUGGCAAUCGUGGUUUCCCGGGCUCUGAUGGUUUACCUGGACCAAAGGGGGCUCAAGGAGAGAGGGGUCCUGUGGGUUCUUCUGGACCUAAAGGAGGUCAAGGGGACCCAGGACGGCCAGGUGAACCUGGGCUGCCCGGUGCUCGGGGUCUGACAGGAAAUCCUGGAGUUCAAGGUCCUGAAGGAAAACUUGGGCCUUUGGGUGCUCCUGGGGAGGACGGCCGGCCAGGUCCUCCAGGCUCCAUAGGAAUCAGAGGACAGCCGGGCAGCAUGGGUCUCCCAGGCCCCAAAGGUAGCAGUGGUGACCCUGGAAAACCUGGAGAGGCAGGAAAUGCUGGUGUUCCUGGGCAGAGGGGAGCUCCUGGAAAAGAUGGUGAAGUUGGUCCUUCUGGUCCUGUGGGCCCCCCGGGUCUAGCUGGGGAGAGAGGAGAACAGGGACCUCCGGGCCCCACUGGCUUUCAGGGGCUUCCUGGUCCUCCGGGGCCUCCUGGGGAAGGUGGAAAGCCAGGAGAUCAGGGAGUUCCUGGAGAUCCUGGAGCAGUUGGCCCAUUAGGACCCAGAGGAGAGCGCGGAAACCCAGGGGAGAGAGGAGAACCAGGAAUAACGGGGCUGCCUGGUGAGAAGGGAAUGGCUGGGGGCCACGGCCCGGACGGUCCCAAAGGCAGUCCAGGACCAUCAGGGACCCCCGGAGAUACAGGCCCACCGGGACUUCAAGGUAUGCCAGGAGAGAGAGGAAUUGCAGGAACUCCAGGCCCCAAGGGUGACAGAGGUGGCAUAGGAGAAAAGGGCGCUGAAGGGACAGCUGGAAACGACGGAGCAAGAGGUCUUCCAGGUCCCCUGGGUCCUCCGGGUCCGGCGGGUCCCACUGGAGAAAAGGGUGAACCUGGCCCUCGAGGUUUAGUCGGCCCUCCGGGCUCCCGUGGCAAUCCUGGUUCUCGUGGUGAAAAUGGCCCCACUGGGGCUGUUGGUUUUGCUGGACCCCAGGGUCCAGAUGGGCAGCCUGGAGUAAAAGGGGAGCCCGGAGAGCCAGGACAGAAGGGAGACGCCGGCUCUCCUGGGCCACAAGGUCUGGCAGGAUCCCCAGGCCCUCAUGGUCCUAAUGGUGUUCCUGGACUCAAGGGUGGCCGAGGAACUCAGGGGCCACCUGGUGCUACUGGGUUUCCUGGUUCUGCUGGCAGAGUUGGACCUCCAGGCCCUCCUGGAGCUCCAGGACCUGCGGGGCCCUUAGGAGAACCCGGGAAGGAGGGACCUCCAGGUCUUCGUGGGGAUCCCGGCUCUCAUGGGCGAGUGGGAGAUCGAGGACCAGCUGGCCCUCCUGGUGGCCCAGGAGACAAAGGAGACCCGGGAGAAGAUGGGCAACCUGGUCCUGAUGGUCCCCCGGGUCCAGCUGGAACCACUGGACAAAGAGGAAUUGUGGGCAUGCCAGGGCAGCGUGGGGAGAGGGGCAUGCCUGGCCUGCCAGGCCCAGCGGGCACACCCGGGAAGGUUGGACCCACCGGUGCACCAGGAGAUAAAGGUCCGCCCGGACCUGUGGGACCCCCCGGCUCCAAUGGCCCCGUGGGGGAGCCUGGCCCCGAAGGUCCAGCUGGUAAUGAUGGUACUCCAGGACAGGACGGUGCUGUUGGAGAACAGGGUGAUCGUGGAGACCCUGGACCUGCGGGUCUGCCAGGCUCCCAGGGUGCCCCUGGAACGCCUGGCCCAGUUGGUGCCCCAGGAGAUGCAGGACAAAGAGGAGAUCCGGGUUCUCGGGGUCCUAUAGGACCACCUGGUCGAACUGGAAAACGUGGCUUACUUGGACCCCAAGGACCUCGAGGUGACAAAGGUGAUCAUGGAGACCGAGGUGACCGAGGUCAAAAGGGUCACAGGGGCUUCACUGGUCUUCAAGGUCUUCCUGGACCUCCUGGCCCAAAUGGUGAACAAGGCAGUGCUGGUAUUCCUGGACCAUUUGGCCCACGAGGUCCUCCAGGUCCAGUUGGCCCCUCAGGUAAAGAAGGAAACCCUGGACCACUUGGUCCUAUUGGGCCUCCUGGUGUGCGGGGCAGUGUCGGAGAAGCAGGACCAGAGGGUCCUCCUGGUGAGCCUGGUCCACCUGGUCCCCCCGGGCCUCCUGGUCACCUCACAGCUGCUCUUGGAGAUAUCAUGGGUCACUACGAUGAGAGCAUGCCGGACCCCCUUCCAGAGUUUACUGAGGAUCAGGCGGCUCCAGACGACAAAAACAAAACAGACCCGGGAGUCCAUGCCACCCUGAAGUCACUCAGUAGUCAGAUUGAAACCAUGCGCAGUCCCGAUGGCUCUAAAAAGCACCCAGCCCGGACGUGUGAAGACUUAAAGCUUUGCCAUUCUGCAAAGCAGAGCGGGGAGUACUGGAUUGAUCCUAACCAGGGAUCCGUUGAAGAUGCCAUCAGAGUUCACUGCAACAUGGACACGGGGGAGACAUGCAUCUCGGCCAACCCGUCCAGCGUGCCGCGCAAGACCUGGUGGGCCAGCAAGUCGUCCGACCACAAGCCUGUUUGGUAUGGUCUUGACAUGAACAGAGGAUCUCAGUUUAUUUACGGAGAUCAUCAGUCACCUAACGCAGCCAUUACUCAGAUGACCUUCCUGCGCCUUCUAUCAAAAGAAGCCUCCCAGAAUAUCACUUACAUCUGUAAAAACAGUGUAGGAUACAUGGAUGAUCAAGCCAAGAACCUCAAGAAAGCUGUGGUUCUCAAAGGGUCAAAUGACUUGGAAAUCAAAGCAGAGGGCAACGUUAGAUUCAGAUAUAUCGUUCUUCACGACACUUGCUCUAAACGAAAUGGCAACGUGGGCAAGACCGUCUUUGAAUACAGAACACAGAAUGUGGCGCGCUUACCCAUCAUAGAUCUUGCCCCUGUGGAUGUUGGCAGCACAGACCAAGAAUUUGGCAUCGAAAUUGGGCCAGUCUGUUUUGUGUAAAGCGAGCCAAGAUGCGUUGACAAUGAGCACCACCCCCGCCAUCCGAGACCGCCCACUCACAGGGAUUUUGACUGUUGGAAGCUGAUCCUGAAACUCUUGAAGUAAUGGCUGGUCCCGCAUCAGCACUGCACAUGCGGUCUUAAGUGCCUGGUCUCCUUAUCCUUCAGAAUAUUUAUUUUACUUACAAUCCUCAAGUUUUAAUUGAUUUAAAAUAUUUUUCAAUACAGCAGUUUAGGUUUAAGACGGGCAAUGACAACAACCACCUUUUAAAAAAGUAAACUGAUUGAAUAAAGGAAUCUCCAUUUUCUUCAAUUUAUUUCAAUGUAAUGACAAAGUUGCUUAGUAUUUAUGAGGAAAUUCUUCUUCCUGGCAGGUAGCUUAAAGAGUGGGGUAUGUAAAACCACAAAACAUGUUUAUUUCACUUGGCUGUAGUUUGAAAAAUAGUAGUAGAGCCCUUCUGUGACCUCUUAUUCCCAGAUUAUCAAUUAAAAAUGAAAUCAACAUGUUUAUCCUUGGGAUUGAAGCCCACAUGCAUGUCUUGAUAUUGUUCAAUUACCAUAAAGACUCUUUGAAGAGAACUUUGAAAAAAAAAUCCGUUUCUCACUAUCUUAAAUGAAAUUUUUUAAUAAUAUAUAUUCAGUGGAGAAACAAAGUGAUCUUAAAUUUUUAUGAAGUGUGGUAAGUUCAGGCUUUUUUGUCAUUCAAAUUUAAAGAUACCUUUCCCUCUUGACUCAAUCUGUCAGCAUAGAUAGAAGUUACAUGAGUACACCAUUGAACACAUUUGCACUUUCUUGUUUAAGAAGACAUUGAAUGCAAAGUAAUUUACACAUACAACUUUGUAAACAUAUGUCCAGGACCCAAAGUCGAGAGUCUUCCACGUGUACCGUCUCGGCAUCCUGAAGCCUAUAAUGAAGAAAAAGAUUUAGAAACUCAAGUUGCGGAGCUGACUGUAAUCAAACGUGAUGAUUGGAAUUAGAACAUUCGGCCUUUGAACUCUCAUAGGAAAAGUGACCCAACAUUUCUUAGCAUGAGCUACCUCAUCUCUAGAAGCUGGGAUGGACUCACUGUUCUUGUUUAUAUUUUAGAUACUAAAAGGUGCUAUGCUUCGGUUAUUAUUCCAAGACUGGAGAUAGGCAGGGCUAAAAUGUAUUACUAUUUUCUUCUAAUGAUGGUGCUAAAAUUCCUUCUAUAAAUUUCUUUUAAAAUAAAGAUGGUUUCAUCAAUACCAUUUGUGAAAAAAUAAUUGUUAGACUGCCCAUUUCUGAAAGAAGGAGCAUUGUUCCAGUGCCUCUCCAUUGUUCAUCUGUCAUACUGUAUCCAGAAUGUUUUGUGAUACGCGCAUGUUUCUUAGACCAGAACAUGUAGGUCCCCUUGUGUCUCAAGUUUUUUUUUCUUUCCCCUUAAUUGCAUUUAUUGGCUCUGUUUUUAUUUUUUCUUUAAAAAUAAACAUCUGGGACCAUCCCAAAGGCCAAGCCAUGCACGCAACUUUAGUCAUGUAUCUCUGCAAAGCAUCAAAUUAAAUGCACGCUUUUGUCAUG